Brienomyrus brachyistius is the source of this 1619-nucleotide messenger RNA. RefSeq names its product SRR1 domain containing (gene srrd). Gene Ontology annotation, biological process: microtubule-based process. The transcript is spliced from 10 exons. The coding region runs from base 120 to 965 and encodes 281 amino acids. The record is from RefSeq and is a predicted model, not a curated record. NCBI's taxonomy places the organism in Eukaryota, Metazoa, Chordata, Actinopteri, Osteoglossiformes, Mormyridae. Gene Ontology annotation, cellular component: cytoplasm; nucleus.
ACUUCCGGGAGCAUUUCCGUGAGGAAAAUACGUGACUCCCUAACUUCCGGGGAAAUUUGAUAGUGGAAGGAUUACGCUUUGGAAAGUUUACAUAAUUCUAGGCUUAACUCGCCUGCGAGAUGGCUGGGAGCGACAGCGAGUGGCGACAAGUGCGGCGUCGCAGAAAGAAAGCAUGUGACAUUAGGACAUGUCAGCUGAGCCCUAAAGAUUUCGGGGGCACGGUGGACAUGAGCAGGAUACAGGAACGAGUGAGAGAGGCAAUGAUGGAACUGACCUGCCAAGACUUCUGGCAGGAUUGGAAAGAGAUGCUGACGGGCUGUCUGAGUCUCCAGAGUCAGGAUAUCACAGAGAGCGGCCCUGACCCCCACGGUCUGGACCUUGACUGCGUGUGCUAUGGGUUGGGCAGCUUCUUGUCUGGCGUCACUUCCCGGUACCAGCUAGCCAUGCUGCUGCUGCUUCUGGAAGCGCUAAAGAUUCCCCAUGGACGCUGCAGCAUGUUCGACCCUGUCUUUUCCCCAGCUGAAUGUAAAGUUCUACGGACGAUGGGCUUUACUGUCCUGUCUGAGAAUGAGGAGGGCAAGAGGCCAGUAAGUCGCCCCACACUCUUCUACCUUCUUCACUGUGGGACAGCUCUGUACAACAACCUUCUUUGGAGCAACUGGAGCCAGCAGAAGCUGCCACUGCUCACCAUCAUGGGCAACAGCUUCCAGGGUCUCCAGGACAGGAUGGUGCAGCAGGACCUCAAGAGGGAAUACAGCUUUAUUGCUAAUGUGUGUACAGUGUGCGAGGAGACGUCCCUUCCAUGCUCAGCGCGCUUCUCUGAUGUGUUCAACGACACUGUCCUGUUGCAGUUCCCCCGACAGCGACUGAGCACUCUUCCACUGCACGUGUGGACCCAUGCCCCUGAACCCAAGUAUCUCAACUGCAAGGAUCUGGAGAUUAUAUUGAGGGAGGUAUCAAGCUGAGGCACUGGAUAGGAACUGCGCUUGGUUCUGCUCCCACUGCUACCAACUGGCCUCCAGGAGACUGGGUACCAGGUGCCUCCAGUCUUGCUUAAGGAAUGACUUGUAGGUGGAGUCGGACACCAACAUGGUUUAAUGGUUUGUUGUUUUUUUUUUUUAGCCUUUUCACUGGAAGAUGCCAGUUGAGUUUGAAUUUGCAUGGACACAUCAUUUUUACACAAAUUGUGUUGUUUACUUAAUUUAAACGUUAUUCAGGAAUCUAUUAAAUUUCCAGUAAUUUUAUUGCAUAUUUUUCACAAUAAAAUGAAUACACUCAACUCCCAGUUUUUUAAACUGAACUUGCAAGCAUAACUUUACUCACUGGAAUUUAAGAUUCCCCUGUCUCUCAGGUCUUUAUAGAGCUAGACAACAUGAUCCUUGAGCUGCCUAUGGUGAUUUUUUUUCCUGGGCCCUUCUUCCAGACUCACUGUUGACUUCUAGGACCUCCUCAUUUCAUGGUUGUCAGUUGCUGGCAUUCUCUGUUCCAUACUGGUUCUACAUACAUUAUUAUAAUCUGUUGUUCAUGUAAGACUGCUUUUCUCCUUUUUUCUCCUUAUGUGCUGACUUUGCCUUCUCCACAAUGAAGCAUUAAACUAAAGUUUCAGGAGUCUUCUGUCA